Molecule: messenger RNA, 1528 nt
Organism: Nematostella vectensis (starlet sea anemone)
Lineage: Eukaryota; Metazoa; Cnidaria; Anthozoa; Actiniaria; Edwardsiidae
Product: serine/threonine-protein phosphatase CPPED1
Exons: 2
Coding region: 47-964 (305 amino acids)
Molecular function (GO): hydrolase activity
Source: RefSeq, a predicted model, not a curated record
AAGUACCUUACUAUUUCUUUUACAUAAGGAGUAAAGCAAUUUAAAGAUGGCGGGGAACGAUAGUCAUUCGACAAGCUUUCAAAAAGCGUCAAACAACAUUUACCCAGGCCUCACAAGAGACAAGGAAGGCCAAUGGAAAGGGCCUUUUUGUUUUAUCCAAGCUGCAGACACUCAGCUAGGUUUGAUCGACUCAUGGAACAACGUACGCGAAGACAUGCAAGGGUGGGGAAAAGAAAUCGAGCUAAGCAAAAAGGCCAUAGCGGCUGCCAACCGAAUGUCUCCAAAACCAAGAUUCUUUGUUGUGUGUGGUGACAUGGUCAAUGCUUUCCCUUGGGAGAAGUACAACGAUCCGCAAGUAAAAGACUUUAAGGAUGUGUUUAAGGAGUUAGAUCCGACGAUCCCCUUGGUGUGCGUUUGUGGCAAUCACGACAUAGGAGACAAGCCAACUAAAGACUCCAUCAAGAAAUACAGAAACAAUUUCGGCGACGAUUUCUUCACAUUCUGGGUGGGAGGUGUAUUCUUUAUAGUCCUCAAUUCUCAAUACUUCAAGGAUGCGACUCAGGUAGCGGAGCACAAGCAGGAUCAGGACAAGUGGCUUGAACAACAACUCCAAUUUGCAAAAACUAGUAACCCUCAACAUGUUGUUGUGUUCCAACAUAUACCAUGGUUCUUUGGUUCUGCUGAUGAAGAGGAUGACUACUUUAAUAUUACAAUGAACACUCGUAAGGAGAUGCUGGAGAAAUUGAAAGCUGCAGGAAUUAAGUAUGUAUUUGCUGGUCACUACCACAGGAAUGCAGGGGGCUUUGAUGGAGAUCUGGAAGUUGUCGUUACCAGUGCUAUCGGUUUGCAGAUAAAAAAUGACAAAGACUCUGGGAUGAGAAUAGUCACUGUUCAAAAGAAUAAAAUAAGCCAUGAGUACUAUGAAUUAGAUCAUGUCCCUACUAACAUGAAAUUUAGACUUUGAGAGGCUAUUGGUGGAAGAUGUCUGAUGGCUAUUCAUCACAUUGCUGCUUGUCAAAGGAAGCUUGUGAAUGGCAAGAAUGAAGCAUACUAACAGAAAGCUUAAGACAUUAUGCUCAUUGUCCAGGACUACCUUUGUUCUUUAUGCUAAAAAUCAAGGUGACAAGGAUAUUACAUGAUGAAAGAAUCAUUAAUAAUACAGUAUUAUACAAUGCAAACAAUGAUCAUGAUAAAAGUCUUCAAUCAAAAGUAUUACAACUGAUUUAACUGCUAUGUGCAUUUAAUAAUUGCCAACCUUCACUAUUUCAUAGUGUAAUGUGACACUUGGUUACCAGGCCAAACAAGUUUCCAAGAUUUGCAGUGGCACAUUGAAAACAGCCAUCAAAGUAAAAGCUAUUUCAGUGGACUUGCUUUGGAGGGUUUAUCCCCAAACACUUUCUCAUAAUGGUAAUUAAUCAACUAGAGCCAUUUCGCCCAUGGUCUCUUUGGAUCAGUAGAUUUCUUCAAACUUAGUCAAAAUACCUCCUUACAAGUGUCCAGUCUGAUGUUUGAAUGUCAAAUCUUGGAU